GUGGGGGGGUUCAGAGGCCGGGGGGGCUUCGUGAAUGGCCAGCCCAUGGAGGUCGGGCGGAUCUCAUUCACCUUCCAGCUCGACUGCUCCUCUGAGUGCGAGUUCGUCUUCAUGGAGGGGUCGGCCAAGAAGGGCGUCACUAUCCUGCAGAGCUGGACAGGCCAGCAGCCUCGGCAGUUCUACAGCUGCCUCGUCAGGAGGAACGACUCCUUCACCUUCUCAUGGGCCUUCCAGAAGGUUUCGUGGGAGAAGAGCUACUUGCGGCCGAGCUCGUCGCGCCGGUACGAAGGCGACGUCGCUAAAAUAUUCAACAUCAACGUCACCAACACCGUCGACGGGGGAGCCUCCACCUGCCUACCCUGUCCCCAGGGCGUGGGGGGCGAGGGGUGUGUACCGUGUCCCCCAGGACACUACAUCGAGGCCAACACGACGGCGUGCACGGCCUGUCCCCCCGGCACGGUGGUCACAGAGCCUCUGCCCUACGGGUCCAAGUCGUGCCUGUCGUGCGGGCCUGGCCUCACGGCCCCCGAUGGCCUCACAUGCAGAGCCGAGUGCCUCCUCAGCGUCCAGGGGCGAACCUAUGACCUCAGCAACAUCAGCAGGUGGUACUCUUAUGGUGGCAGGUGGUACUCUUGA
Hyalella azteca is the source of this 636-nucleotide messenger RNA. RefSeq names its product endosome/lysosome-associated apoptosis and autophagy regulator family member 2. NCBI's taxonomy places the organism in Eukaryota, Metazoa, Arthropoda, Malacostraca, Amphipoda, Hyalellidae. The record is from RefSeq and is a predicted model, not a curated record.